Molecule: messenger RNA, 1503 nt
Organism: Nicotiana tabacum (common tobacco)
Lineage: Eukaryota; Viridiplantae; Streptophyta; Magnoliopsida; Solanales; Solanaceae
Source: RefSeq, a predicted model, not a curated record
AUGGCUGAGGCUGCAGUUGACUUCUUCCAGAGACAAUUCACACAAGAAGCUGAGCCUACAAGUUUUGAACUACUGAACAAUGUCCCUACUAUGGUAUCUGCUGAACAAAACAUAGAGCUAUGUACAACUCCUACAAGAGAAGAGGUAAAGGCAACUAUUUUUGCAUUGAGUGGUGAGAGUGCAAGUGGCCCGGAUGGAUUCACUGAUCUCAGACCAAUACGUUUGAGUAAUUCUAUAAACAAGGUCUUCUCUAGAGUACUUCAUGAUAGGUUGGAAAAGACUCUGCCUACAUUGAUCUCUACGAAUCAAUCAGGAUUUGUCAAGGGAAGAAGUAUUUUUGAGAAUAUUUUGUUAACUCAGGAGAUUGUCACUAACAUAAGAUUAAGGGGUAAACCUGACAAUGUAGUGAUCAAACUUGACAUGGCAAAGGCAUAUGAUAGGUACUUAGUUCUGAUUAAUAGUCAAGCAUCACAUUUCUUUCACUCAACAAGAGGUGUUAAACAAGGGGACCCUUUAUCACCAGCCCUAUUCAUUCUCUCAACAGAGCUACCGUCCAGAUCUUUGAAUAAGCUUUUUGAAGACAAACUAUUCAAGGGUUAUAGCAUGCCAAAGUGGACUGAUCUAUUGAACCACCUAGCCUAUGUUGAUGACACUAUCAUUUUUGCUUCUCCUGAUCAAUACUUCUUACAGAAGAUAGUUGAGGUUUUGGCUAAGUAUGAGCAUAUAUCUGGGCAACUAAUUAACAAAGAAAAGUGCUCAUUCUAUGUACACUCAAACACUGCUGCAACAUUAAUCAAUACAGUAACAGACAUAACUGGCAUCUCAAAGGGUGAAUUUUCUUUUACUUAUUUGGGUUGUCCCAUUUUUUAUACAAGAAGAAGAAAGGAGUACUACAAUGAACUUACACAGAAGGUGAAGGCUAAACUACAUUCAUGGAAGGGUAAGCUCUUAUCUUAUGGAGGCAAAGCUACUUUGAUUUCCAGUGUGCUUCAAAGCAUGCCAUUUCACAUUUUGCCAAUACUUGAUCCACCUGCCAAUGUACUACAACACUUACAUAAGAUAUUUGCAAGGUUUUUCUGGAGAAACAAGGAUGAAGGAAGAAGUAGACACUGGACAAAAUGGCAAAACUUAUGUUUGCCAAAGGAUGAAGGUGGAGUGAGGUUUAGGUCUCUUGUUGAAACUGCAAAAGCAUUAUUUGCAAAACUGUGGUGGAACUUCAGGACUACUAAAUCACUAUGGGCCAAUUUCACGUGGAAUAAGUGUUGCAAGAAAGAAAUUCCUACAGUGGUUCAAUUUAAACAAAGAUCACAUGUUUGGAAAAAAAUGUUAGAGGCAAGGGAAGAAGUAGGACAUGAACUAUUAUGGGAGCUGAAGAGUGGAUCUUCAAACAUAUGGCAUGAGAAUUGGACUGGUUUAGGUGCAUUGUAUCAUGUCAUACCUCCAAAGUUUCAUAUUAAUGAAGAACUUCAAGAAGUAGCUGAAUUGAGAGAGGAAAAUGCCUGA